AUGUGGGAGAGGAGGAUUCAGGAGGAUGUUGGAAUUGAUUGCGUCCGCCAUCGCCUCCUGACAGGUGACCCUCGUUAUUGGAACCUCAAACAGCUGAGUUGUACGAUGGCAGGAGGAUGGGGAGGACGUGUCUCUGGGCUGCUCCUCGUUUUCUCGGUGUUGGGGAGUGUUGGAGCUAGUAUUUCGGAUUUACGGUUAUGUGCAGAUCCAGAAUGUAAAGAACGGAUAUCUAAAGCCAUCACAGUGAUUGGCUAUCCAAGCAAAGAUGAGUACAUACUGUCCUUCCCUGUCAAUACAGAAGUUACUGUGUACAGUAAAGAAGCUGGUACAAACAAAGACCUUUGGGGAGUAGAGAUUAAAGGAAAGAGAGGUUAUGUCCCAAAAAGAUAUCUACGAGAAACAAAAGUUUUUGUAAAGAAGCUGGAAUAUGAAGUGCCAACAGAACUAGGAGCAAAUGUGCCUGACCCCCAAGAUAAUAAGCAGGUUGAAGAACCGAAAUCUGAUAACUUGAAUUUACAGCAUGAAGUUGAACAGCAAAAUGAUGAGCAAGUUGCAGAUCAGGUGGCUGCAAGUGCUGAGGAUAUAGAGUUUCAACGUGUGACAAAAGGCUUAAGUCAGGAAGAUAAACAAAAAGAAGAAAUACCAGAUGAAGUUGUAGGUAAAGAAGAGAAAAAUGUGGAAGAAGCUCAGUCCUCCAGUGAAAAGUUAGAACAGGGAGAGGAAGAUAAAGAUAUAACAAAAGAUGAUUCCCCAACAGGUGAACCAGCACCUGAAGAUGGAGAAGGUAAAGGAAGUGAAUCUGAGGAAGUGGAGGAGGUGAAAGUGAAUGAACAAACAGGUGAUGAUAAUGAAGGGUCUGAAGAAGUGAAAGAUAGAAGUAUUGAUGACAGCACUUCUGUUGAGGAAGACCAAAAAGCAGUGGAUCUUGAAGUAAAAUCAGAGAGUGUUGAAAGUACAGAUGAACGAAUUGACUCAGAAAAUGCUUCCCUUCAGAAUGAGUCACAGGAACAAGCUGAAAGUGAAACAGUGUCUGAUGGAGAGCCAAAUCCACUGGAAACUAGCUCUCAGAAUGGAGAUAUGCCUUCUCCAACUCCCACACCAUCGUCACCUGAUUAUGAAGUUAUUGAUGGCACUACAAUAUAUUUUGAUGACCCACCACCUGUUGAAGUUCCAUCAGUUAUAGUGGAGUCAUCUAUUCACCUUGACUCUUCUUCUGUAGUAAAUGAGGAAUAUUCAUCUGUACAAACACCUCCCAUCGUAACAGAUACUUUCACUGUGACUGAUGUGAAUGCCAUUGAUGUAACUGAGCCGACAGUCACACAGAGUCUAGACAAUGCAGCUUCUGAUGAAUCAGAGUUGGAGAGCGAGACUGUAGUGCGUGAUUUAAAUCCAGAGCCUACAGAGAGUGUAACACAGCUUUUCACAGAUCAGAGUGAUAUUAUUUUGGAUGAUUCUAAACCAGAUAUCGAUCCUACUUCAUCAUCUUGGAUUGCUCAAGCUGCAACUUCUGUGACUUCUUGGUUUGGUGAAUCAGGUGAAGUGCAAGAAAAUAGUGAUUUAGAGAGCACGAAAAGUGAAGACAAUGAUGGAGAUGCUCAGUUACCAUUGCCUGAUUCAAAUGAAAAGGAUUCGAAAGAUGAAGAUAAAUCGGACUUCAUGGUACCAAAACCUGAGUCAAUCAUAGAGGAAGUAGUCACUCAGGAACCUGAAGCAGAAGAGGAAAGUACAGGUUUCUUUUCAUCUUGGUUUGGAAGUUCUGAAGAUACGAAUGAGUCUGAUAACCCCUCAACAGAAUCUGAUUUUGUGGAAUCUGACAGAGACUCUCAGGAUAACAGUGAUGUAAAGCUAAAUGUGGUUUCUGAGGAAGGAAGCCCAGUGGAGUCAGAACAAACUGCUGAUCCUACUGUGUCUUCUGUGCCCUCCGAUGCUGAAAAUACCCUUGUAGAUCAGUAUGAGCCUCCUGCUUCUGAUGUAGAUGAUACAGCUUAUAAACCCCAUGCAGUACAAGAUGGCCCUCCCACGGUAGAGUCCAGUCCUGAUGCCACAGUUGUGCCUAACCCUCAGGCAUUCACAGAUGACCUUACUUCAACAGAUGACACCCUUACCCCUAGUGAUGCAUAUGAUAAUGCUGAAGAGGAUUCAGAUCAGAGUUCAGAAAAUGUGAAUGUUUCUGCAAGUGACAGUAGCAGUAAUAGUGCUGGUGUUACUGGUGAGAGUGUAACUAACACUGACCUUAACAAUCAACCAACUGUAGAUACUGAAGCCACAAGUGUAGAAUCCCCUCUGUGGUAUGGCCCUCCCACGGUAGAGUCCAGUCCUGAUGCCACAGUUGUGCCUAACCCUCAGGCAUUCACAGAUGACCUUACUUCAACAGAUGACACCCUUACCCCUAGUGAUGCAUAUGAUAAUGCUGAAGAGGAUUCAGAUCAGAGUUCAGAAAAUGUGAAUGUUUCUGCAAGUGACAGUAGCAGUAAUAGUGCUGGUGUUACUGGUGAGAGUGUAACUAACACUGACCUUAACAAUCAACCAACUGUAGAUACUGAAGCACAAAGUGUAGAAUCCCCUCUGUUGGUGUCCUCCGAUGUAGAAGAUAGUCCUUCAAGAGUUGAAGAUAGUCCUUCAGAGCUUGACGACGAGCAGGAAGAAUUAGGGCCCAGUACUGCACGGCCACUGUUUGCAGAACCAACUCCUAGUUUAGACCCUGAGAACUUAGCACAUCUCGCAGGUUUAGUGUCAAAUGACACAGAUCACCUUAUUUGUGCACAUUUUAGAACUGAUGACUCCUUCCUUAAAUUACUAACAAACAGCAUUAUAGGUCAUAACACUCGUAAGAGAAAUGUUCAUGGUGCUAUCAAAUUAAUUGAGAAACUCUUUACUGAUGUUGGUCAGGAGGAUGUAACUCCUGAAUACUUUGAAGAAAAGCUUGAACUUUUAGCACAGAGGGACAGUGUUCCAAGUAAGACCAGUUUAGAUCCAAAUUGUUAUGAUGAAGUUCCUGAAGCUAAAGGAACAAAUAAUAAUGGUAUUCAAAAUAGGGAAGAGGAUGUACUUACUGUAGAUUUGCCAAAUUCUUUAUAUAAAGUGGCAGAUGAGGAAAAGCCAGAGAGUUUUUUAAGGCAACUAUCUCUAUCAGAUCAAAGUGACAUUUUUGGUGAAUCACAAGGUUUUGUCAGUAAUUUUAAUUCCUUAGAGAAGAAAAAUGAAAUGAAUAAUGUUGAAUAUCAGGAUGAUAAAAGUGAUACAAUAGAAAUGCCCAAAAUUCAGGAUCAACUAUUGCUCACAUCAUCUGAUGAUAAAGACAGUAACUUUCUGUCCAAGUCUUUAGAUAACGAAAUGGAUUUAAUUUCUAGUAAGUCUUCAGUAGAGCCGGGGAAUUCUAUUUUAAAUGAAACCAUCACUUCUUUUGGAAAUGUCAUUGAACAUAAUAGUGAUGUCAUACCACUUGAAUCUGAAGAAGUAACAGCAGACUAUGAGUCUCAUGAUGAAGUAUCUAACAGUAUGAUUGUUGAGAAUUUUGAUACACAUAUACAUUUAGUGCAUGAGGAGGAUACUCAGUCAUCCAAAGUUUUUGGUGAUGAAGUAUUGUUACAUCAAGAUGUAAUUAGAGAUGUGUAUACUUUAUCAAGUAGAGAGAUUGUCAAAUCAGAUGUUUUAAAUGAUGCAGUUGCAUCUGUCAGCAAAAUCAAUGUAGUUGAUACCAUCACAGCUGAAGGAACAAUUGAAGCAGAUGGUGCUUUCACAGUUGGAACUGUUGGUGAGGAAGUUGAUAUUUUUUCUACAAUAGGCUUAGAUGAAAUGAUACAUGAAGUUCAUACCCAUGUAGCUGAAACUACAGAUGAAAUUUAUAUUGUCUCACCUGAGUUUGUGGUUGAGGAAGUUGAUAUUGUCUCACCUGAAUCUGUAGUUGAGGAGGUUGGUAUUGUCUCAUGGGAAACUGUAGUUGAAGAAAUUGCU
Molecule: messenger RNA, 3954 nt
Organism: Penaeus indicus
Lineage: Eukaryota; Metazoa; Arthropoda; Malacostraca; Decapoda; Penaeidae
Exons: 9
Biological process (GO): endoplasmic reticulum to Golgi vesicle-mediated transport; vesicle cargo loading; protein secretion
Cellular component (GO): endoplasmic reticulum exit site; endoplasmic reticulum membrane
Molecular function (GO): protein binding
Source: RefSeq, a predicted model, not a curated record